AUGUUUCGAAUACCUAAAAAGGGGAUACCUAGAUUCGAUCAAAUUCAAGAUGAAGAAACCUACCUGGAAAAGUUGGCAGUCCAGAGAAAUGCCUCUGCUUUCUUUGAAAAAUAUGAUCGGAGUGAAGUUCAGGAGUUACUGACCACAGCCCUCGUCAGUUGGCUGUCAACCAAGGAUGACGUUCGCUCUCAGGCAGACACACCAUGUGGGAUUAUGAGCCAAAUCAAUAAUGUAGGGUACUCCACUGCAAUCCUCCUGACUCCUGUGGACCCUACUGCCCUCCUAGACUACAGAGAAGUCCAUCAGAUUUUAAGAGAGUUGUCCAUCGGGAUUUAUUGCUUAAAUCAAAUCCCUUCAAUCAGUUUAGAAGCGAAUUAUGACCAGAGUUCUUCUUGUCAAUUACCUCCAGCUUAUUUUGAUACCAGAAUUGGGCAAAUUCUGAUCCAUAUCGACUAUAUGCUGAAAGCACUGUGGCACGGAAUAUACAUGCCCAAAGACAAGCGAACCAGAUUCUCGGAACUGUGGCGCACAAUCAUGGACAUCGAUCCAGAUGGAAAACCCCAGACAAAUAAAGAUAUCUUCUCAGAGUUUAGUUCAGCAGGUUUGGUGGAUAUUACAACGGACCCAGACUAUAAUGGAAUCUAUGAUGAAGACAUGAAUGAAGAUCCCACAUAUGAUCCCAACAGCCAGGAAGAAAAAGCUGUGUUUAUGAAAUAUGCUGAAAAUAUCCUGAUGAAGUUGACAUUCAGUGCCACACAAGUUCAGCAGUUUGAAAAUGUCUUCAUAUUUGAAACAGCCUAUUGGAUGACCAAUGCUAUUAAGUAUAAUCAAGAUUACCUUGAUAUUUGUACCUACCAGAGACUACAGCAGAGGCUAUAUCUCCAAAAGAAGGUCAUUCAGAAACACUUUGAGAAGAAAAAGGAAAUCAGAAGAGGGAUCGGCUAUCUAAAGUUAAUAUGCUUUCUGAUUCCAUUUUUACUGAGCUUAAAGAAGAAGAUGAAAGUUCCUGACCUAAGUAGUCUGCUUCCGCCUUUUUCAGAUGACAAGGUCAAGACAGAGAGAGAACUGCCUCCUUUGAUUUAUGGACGAGAUUUCAAAUGCCAGCAUUUUGACUACAAAGAAAAUCAGUAUUUUCAUGUUCAUGGAGGAAUUGAAUUCGAUAUCAGCACCCCUCCAAUUGAAGCUGCUUUGGAAGACUUUAAGAACAAUGCAGAAAAGAUACGAGCAUGUGCUGCCGACACAUUUACAGAAGACUCAGGAUACAAAGAAUAUUACUCCAUCCCAGUCAUGGAAUUUCAAGGAAAGAGCUAUUAUGUGAUCUACUUUAAGCUUGAAAUUUUCUAUCAGCAACUAUUUAAGACGCAAUGGUGGGGAGCCAUCAAUGAAAUAUUAUCCAAUCUGAGACUGAAAAGACUUCCACUGACAGAAGCUCAGUUGCAUGAACAAUUUAAGAAAAAAUUUGGCUUUAAAAAAGCUAUGAAAUGCAAGAGUCUCCCAUUUGGUAUGAAGUCUGCUGUUGAAAGAGGCUUAUCUGCUGUUUUCCACACAUUUAGUCGUAAAACUUCAAGUUCGACGAUCAAUGUUUCAGAUGAAGCAGGUUAUACUAUUUUCCAUCAUGCUGCUCUGCACAACAGAGUCUCUGUCAUAUGUCAACUGUGCAAUUCCAACUUCAAUGUCAACCAGAGACGCUUUAUUAUGUUCAGCCAAGAGUCAUCUAAAAUGGAUAUUAAGAAAGAAAGAAAUGGCCCAACCCCUUUACACCUGGCUGCACAGGCUUGCUCACUGGAGACAACCAUCUGUCUACUCGCUUUCAAAGCUGACUACACUCUGACUGAAAAGAGAGGCUGGAUGCCCAUUCACUUCGCUGCUUUCUAUGACAACAUCUGCAUCAUCAUUGCCCUCUGUAGGAAGGAUCCUAGCUUACUAGAGGCCGAGACAACGGCUGAGAAUCAGUGUACACCACUGUUACUUGCUGCAACUUCAGGAGCACUGGACACUAUUCAGUACCUGUUUUCUCUUGGUGCUAACUGGAGAAAAACAGAUAUUAAGGGAAAUAACAUAAUUCAUUUAUCAGUGCUAAGUUUUCAUACAGAGGUGCUCAAGCAUAUAGUAGAGUUAAAUCUUCCUGAACUCCCAGUUUGGAAAACUUUGGUAGAAAUGUUGCAAUGUGAAAGCUUUAAACGAAGGAUGAUGGCUGUCAUGUCCUUAGAAGUAAUUUGUUUAGCCAAAGAAGAAUACUGGAAAUGUAUUUUGGAUGCAGGAACCAUUCCUGCUUUAGUAAAUCUAUUAAAAUGUCCCAGAAUAAAAUUGCAGUGCAAAACUGUUGGGUUAUUGAGCAAUAUCUCAACCCACGUAAGUGUCGUGCACGCUUUGGUAGAGGCGGGAGGCAUUCCAGCACUGAUCAAUUUACUGGCUUCUGAUGAGCCCGAACUACAUGCUCGCUGUGCCGUCAUCCUCUACGAUAUUGCUCAGUGUGAAAACAAGGACGUCAUCGCCAGAUAUAAUGGAAUCCCAGCUCUGAUAAAUCUCUUGAAGCUGAACAUAGACUAUGUGCUAAUAAACACAAUGAACUGCAUCCGGGUGUUGUGCGUGGGGAAUGAGAGCAAUCAGAGAGCAAUGCGGGACCACAAAGGCAUCCAGUACCUUAUCAAGUUUCUGAGUUCUGACUCUGAUGUUCUGAAGGCGGUGGCUUCUGCUACACUUGCUGAGGUUGGGCGUGAGAACAAGGACGUUCAAGAUGCUAUAGUUAUGGAGGGAGCCAUCCCUCCCCUGGUGGCUCUUUUUAAAGGGAAGCAGCUCAGUGUCCAAGUGAAAGGUGCGAUGGCUGUGGAAUCUCUGGCAAAUCACAAUCCUCUUAUACAGAAGGCAUUUUUGGAGAAAAAAUUAACUAAAUAUCUUCUAAAACUCCUAAAGGCAUUUCAGAUAGGUGUCAAGGAACAAGGAGCUAUAGCACUUUGGGCUUUGGCAGGACAAACACUGAAGCAGCAAAAGUAUAUGGCAGAACAGAUUGGAUACAACUUUAUAAUCAACAUGCUUCUGUCAUCAUCAGCUAAAAUGCAGUAUGUGGGAGGUGAAGCCGUCAUAGCACUAAGCAAGGACAGCAGGCUGCAUCAAAAUCAGAUCUGUGAAGGGAAUGGGAUAGCACCUCUGGUCCGCCUACUAAGAAUUAGUAAACUAGCCGAAGGUACACUACUUAGCGUCAUCAGAGCUGUGGGAUCCAUUUGUGUUGGUGUAGCCCAUACAAGCAAUCCCAUGAGUCAACAAUAUGUUGUGCAGGAAAAUGCCUUUCCAGUGCUUAUUCAACUACUAAGAAAUCACCCUUCAGUUUACAUUAAGGUCGAAGUGGCAUUUUCUUUGGCAUGCAUUGUCCUGGGGAAUGGCCCAUUACAGACUGAACUGCAACAAGAGGAAGGAUUUACAUAUUUUGAUUUCCUGUAUCUUCUUUACUCACCAGAUAAGGAAAUUUGCUUAAGAGCAGGUUAUGCAUUGACCCUUUUUGCCUUCAAUAAUUGCUUUCAACAAUACUUAAUACUGGAAAGUGGAAUGAUAACCUUAUCUAUUUUUGAGCCUUUUCUUCAAUCAACAGUUGAAACUGACAAGGCAAUGGCAGCAUUUCAGAUUAUUAUAUUGGCUAAAGUUAUUAUAGAUGUGGACCAUAUUACGUUGUCUGCAAGAGGUGUUAAAAUUUUGGUUGAAAGUCUGAAUUCAACUCAAACUUCUACUCUUGUCUUGACAGGUAAUUUGAUAGCUAGCCUGGCUCAUUCGAGAGCUGGUAUUCCAGAAGCAUUUAUCACAUUAGGAACAAUCCAACGGCUCUGCUACCAUUUGUAUUCAGGAAAAGAAGAGGUUCGUACAGCUUGUUCCUGUGCUCUUGGCUACAUGACUUACAAUGCAAAUGCUUUCCGCAUCCUGUUAAAUGAAUGUAGGAAUAAGCCAUACCAGUUUCUUCGUAUAAAAAAUAAUAUCAGCAGAGAUGCAAGUAUCAACCCCAGAUUUUUAAAGGAAUUUCAAAUACAGCAAAAAGUGGGACUUCCUUCCUUAAGCCUGGAGAAGAAUGGAGGGCCAUCUGUAAUUCCUGUCUUUAAAAAAGGGAAAGAGCACCGAAGAAAAGCAAAACCCAAGAUUCAGCCCAAGGAUUCUUUGACAUUAAUCCCGCCAGUGACAAACUUUGUGGGCCUCUUCAAAACAACAAAAAAGACCAUGGUUUCCCACAAUAUUUUCUCAUUUUCAUCUGUAGCUUCAGCAGACAUCAUAAAUGUAUCAAGACCAAGAAUAGUGUGUCUGAGCAAACUUGGGAAACAUAAACAGACUGCCAAUCCAGAGCCAAUGACUGAAGGAUGAUUCACAAAGGCAUUUUAGUAAGAAAACUUUCCAGAGCAUCUUAUUGUUCAGUAUGAGAAAAUACAUCCAACCAAGUAAUCUUUUUUAUUGUUGAAUGGACAUUCCUGGUCUGAAUAUUAAACAGAUUUUCUUUUCAA
Molecule: messenger RNA, 4478 nt
Organism: Jaculus jaculus (lesser Egyptian jerboa)
Lineage: Eukaryota; Metazoa; Chordata; Mammalia; Rodentia; Dipodidae
Gene: Ankar
Product: ankyrin and armadillo repeat containing
Exons: 23
Coding region: 1-4341 (1446 amino acids)
Molecular function (GO): protein binding
Source: RefSeq, a predicted model, not a curated record